Lepisosteus oculatus (spotted gar) is the source of this 5511-nucleotide messenger RNA. It is a transcript of the gene p2rx5, whose product is annotated as purinergic receptor P2X, ligand-gated ion channel, 5. NCBI's taxonomy places the organism in Eukaryota, Metazoa, Chordata, Actinopteri, Semionotiformes, Lepisosteidae. The record is from RefSeq and is a predicted model, not a curated record. Gene Ontology annotation, biological process: calcium ion transmembrane transport; response to ATP. Gene Ontology annotation, cellular component: plasma membrane; nuclear inner membrane. Gene Ontology annotation, molecular function: purinergic nucleotide receptor activity; extracellularly ATP-gated monoatomic cation channel activity.
GGAGGACUCAUCAUUCCACAUCGCAUUCCAAUUAGCCCAUUUACCCCAGCCUAUUUAAUGCUGUUUCACACUUUCUCCUGGGCUCAGUAUUAGGGUUUUUCCUGGCUAGAGCCACUUCCCAUUUUCGCUACGAUUUACUACUUGGUUUUUGGCUUCCUGACCCUGGUUUGUUCUCGGACUACGUCUCCUGUUUUUGGUACAUUGCUUAUCGUUCUGGUUUCGACUCUCCUUACGGCUCCGCUUCUGGUUUUGUACUUUUGCACCGGCUUGUUUACCUGCGGCUUUCGGACCUCGGAUUGUUAUAUCGACUACGCCUCUGGAGAUCGUUCUGGUUUUCUGCAUCGGGUCCUCUCUGCUAUUGCGUAACAAGUCUCACUUUGCCAUGUCAUAAUCUGAGAAUAAACCGAGUUGUUUAAUAUUUGGAGCAAUUCAAGUGGUUGAAGGCUUAAGAAGACAACCCCUCAGUCAUAGUUCAGUUUAAGAAAGCUCCGUUGCCUCCAUACCACUGGUUCACCACUCAAACACCGUAGUCGCACCUGAUUUGCUCUGUAAUCAAAUCUGAGCAUCCUCAGUAAGAGCGGUCAAACCCAAAUCCACGAUGGCGAAUGAUCUGACCGAGAUGCAGCAUGUAAAUACUACAAUCCCAUCACAGUGCCUUGAGGGACGCCCAGAAGCAGUGAGCGAAAUCUGAUUUAGAAGAGUCAACUCUGGGUAUCCAGAUAAGAGUCAAACCAAUGAGAGAAAACGGCAGUGACAAUUGCUCGUGUGAUCCAGGAGGAUACUGUAAUAGACACUCAAACUUUACACUUAAAUCCACGGAACAUAAUAUUAAGUGGCUGACGAUCCAAGGGCAUCAGCAAACCGAGAGCUACUUUAACAAGCGUUUUUGAGUACCGUCUCUUUCUAAACCCUGAAUAAAAAAAAGUGGUUUUGAAUGAAUACACCUUGGUAGCUGAUAAGAGAAUGUCGUUCAACAAACAAUGCUAUUUUUUACAACACCUACGUUUUAACAAUAGGAAUCGCAUAUCCGUGUAAUCCGAUCCCAAAGACCUUUCACCGUAACACUUCGCCAACACUUUAAAAUCCACACAGAGAGGACAAUAUCAUACGUCCACCCAAAGAGAUCACCCCACGCCACCUGACGCUGAAGAGAUACUGUGCCUUUAACGCGGCACGGCGAGAGAAGAUACUGAGCUUACUGCACCAGGACCUCUGUCUUCAGUGCUGUCUCAGGUUGCCGAGCUGCGGAAUAGGGGACGGAAUGGCAGAGGACAGCUGGAAGUCUUUUUUCCUCUCCGUGUUUGAUUACAAGACGGAAAAAUAUGUCAUUGCGCAAAACAAGAAAGUCGGAAUAUUAUACAGAGUCGUCCAGCUAGCCAUUCUGGGAUACAUCGUCGGAUGGGUCUUCAUAACAAAAAAGGGUUACCAGGAGACGGAGGAAUCGAUCCAGAGCUCGGUGGUCACGAAGCUGAAGGGAGUGGUUCUCACUAACACUUCGGACAGCAGCCUCCACCUGUGGGGACCAGAGGACUACGUCAUUCCCUCACGGGGGGAAAGAGUUUUCGCCGUUGUUACAAACUUCAUAGAAACUCCAAACCAGAAACUAACAUACUGUGCAGAGAGCCCUAGGGUUCGUGAUGGCUGGUGCAGAACGAAUGAAGAUUGUAUUCCCGACACCGAAGUCAUUGCUGGUCAUGGAAUAAAAACUGGCCGCUGUUUGAAAACAGGUCCAAAUACAACAGGUACCUGUGAGAUAUUCGGCUGGUGUCCCAUUGAAAGAUCCAGAAAAGCUGAGAAACCCUUGUUAGGAAAAGCUGCAAAUUUCACAGUCUACAUUAAAAACACCAUCAGAUUCCCUAAAUUUGAAUUCUCAAAGUCUAAUGUGCUGGAUACAGAGGAUGAUUCAUAUUUGAAAAACUGUUCAUAUAAUAAAAUCUCUCAUCCCUACUGCCCCAUCUUUCGCUUGGGAGAUCUGGUUCACUGGGCUGGGCAUGACUUCCACGAAAUGGCUCUACUGGGGGGGUCCAUCGGCGUGCUGAUUGAAUGGAACUGCGACCUAGACAAGGGCUUCUCGGGGUGUGAUCCCCACUACUCCUUCAUUCGACUGGAUGCAGCGUCGGUGAACAAAACGGUCACGUCUGGAUACAACUUCAGAUACGUCAAAUAUUUCAGAGACGCCACAGGAGCGGAAUUUCGAAAUCUCACAAAGGCGUAUGGGAUACGGUUUGACAUCAUGGUGAAUGGGAAGGCUGGAAAGUUCAAUAUAAUUCCAACUAUCAUCAAUGUUGGCUCUGGGCUGGCAUUAAUGGGCGCUGGGGCCUUCUUUUGUGACCUGGUGUUGUUGUACAUGAUGAAGAAGAGCACAUUUUACAGAGCGCGGAAAUUUGAAAGCGCCAAGAACUGCAAGACAAACGGCGAAGGGGUUCGAAAGGAAGAGAAGAGCAACAAGUGCCUCCCCGAGCGCGUGCAGCUGACCGACCUGUCGCCAGAGUCUUAGCCAGCGACAGCCGAGGGGCGCAGGGCGCCAGCAGCGGGGCUCCCGCGGUCCGAGCCAGUGCCGAUGCCCGCGUCCACGCCUCGGGGCACUCGGUGACCGGGCCGGGCCGGGCAGCCUUGGUUCCUUUCUGCCAGCACUGAGCUGGUGGGACACGCUGGCAGCGCUGGGCAGGAGUCUCUUUAAAGGCUUCCCAUCCACUCCCACUCCAGCGGAGGAGAACGCUCCAGGCUGGGAGGAAAACACUGGGCUCCCUCCCCCCAGCUCUCCUGCUGCCGGUUCUUCCAUUUGUAUUAUAAGCGUUGUGAAUGUGAAGCAGGGUGAUGCAUGACUUAGAGUAACACCAGCACCAACAGCCCACUGUUCUAACGAAAGCCGGCCGGCCGUUCAAGAGCAAACGGGACGUGUUCUAGCAAUGCUAAAGGGGUUUGUGUCUCAGGAAGGCUGCUACAGCCUUAACUUCCUAAAGGCCACAGGCUGCGGUCCAUGCCCACCUGACCUUUAGGGCCAAUCGCUAGGGCGCAAGGUGGCGAGAUGAAGAGAUGGAGGGACUCUUACGCGUCAUCGGUCCUCUUUGCACACUUGCAGGCUGCGGAACGAAGUGCAUUUUCAACAGGUCGUUCAGAAGAGGAUGGACGGUAAUAAAACCAUAUGUGUGACAAAAAUGGAAAACAAAGUCUACCCUUUGGUAAUGCAGGAAGAUACAUUCUCAUGCGUUAAUAGGGCGUUGUUGGGGGCGACAGUGGCUCAGUGGUUAACGUUGCUGCCUUGGACGGCUGGGGCUCUGGGUUCGAUUAUGGACCUGGGCUGCUAUGUGUGUGGAGCUUGUAUGUUCUCCCCAGGUUUCCUCCCAAACCUUCCCAACUGGGCUUCUGGGAAACCGGCUGUGGUGUAAGUGUGCGCGUGCCCUGUGAUGAACUUUACCCUGCCUUGUGCCUGUUGCUUGCCUGGAUAGACUCUUUGCGCUUUGCAACCCUGAAUUGGAAGAAGCAGUUAGACGAUGGACGGAUGGACGAUGUUGUCACUUCUGUAACUACUCAUUCUAGUGAUUACAAAAAGACUUCAAGUAUUUUGCACAGUAAACAUUAAAAUACAGAUCAAGGAAACUGCAUGUAAUGAUGCAUAAUGGCUUAUUUGAAGUCAGAUUUUUUUUUUGUACUGUUCCAAUUCAGAUAAAGGACUUAAGAUCUCAAAUUUUUACCAUAAAAUUAAUUUACUCCCACACACUGGCCUUCACGGUUUAUGGGGAACCAAGUUAUAAAAUAUUUCAUGUAUUGUAGUUUAUCAAUUUUACCAAACUUUUUACCAUCGUUGAAGAGGAGUAUUUUAUAUCAUCAGUACAUAAAAACCAAAGAUUUUUUUUUUUACACUUGAAAUGACCGAUUCAAGCAGAAAAAUGGUUUCCCUGGUCACACCCCCACCCAAGCAUGUUGAUCUUUUUAAAUGCUUCUAAUAAAAACAUGACUUUCAUGGGCACUCAUUGCCUGAGUGAAUUUUUAGGGGUUAAUGUUUACAGGGAGAACAAUUCAGUUAUGAAAUUUUAGACAUGAUCACUUUCCUUAGAGAAGAUUGGUCUCAUGUAAAAGCUGAUAUAACCUACUUAAAGUUACUUAUUCAAAAAGAAAAGUUGUAUUAACAAACUGCAAAUCCACCAGAACUGCAUAAAAGUAGAAUUGUGGUCCUGCAGCUUCUCCAGGUGACCUUUGAAUUACUGUGAUAUUUUUAAGCCUUAAUGAGAGCAUGUUAUGAAAGUUUGUAACAUAACUUUAUAAGAUGAACGAGGAAUGCAAAACAACAGAUUCCAGUUGUGUUAACAGCUACCAUAAAAGUAUUUAAAAUUAAUGGUGCUCUGUAUGAAACCAAGCCAGUGUUCAACAUGUGGUUUCUAAUGCUUUACAAUUAUUUGCUUUGGUUUUGUCACAUUUAUUCUAAUACAAAUAUUUUCACCAGAAAAGAAACGAAACAUAACAUUUUGGCAGUGGAGUCAGCUGUCUGACUUUUGUUUUGUAAAGCUGCCUCUGUUCUGAAAAUCUGGUAGUAAAGAUUAAAAGUCCAUUUAAUAGCCAUCAGAACUACUGUACUGCAUUAGGCUUGGAUAUGAAAGUGUAUAACACACCUUAAAAAGUCAAACCCCUUACUAAAGGCUCCAUAGAUAGCCAUGGAACUUUAGAUUUGUAAAACUAAAAUAAGCCUUUCCUACUCUUAUUUCAUUUUCUCUUUUUAACUUUUCUUUUAAUACAGUUUUUUGUAUCAUACACGUUAUGUUCAUUUGAUUUCUUGGUAUCUGUAUAAAAUAAAUAAAAAGACCUACAACUCUUGUAGGCCUAAAAUUUACCCAUAUGUGCACAGUCAUUGUGUGAAGUAUCCAGAACAGUUUUGAAGAAAUCUUGUGUACUUUAUGGUAGAAUAUUAUGUUGUACAUGUACAAUAUGAUGUAUAGGAACAAGUAAAGGUUUAGUCCAUUUUGAAAACAGAAGAAAAGAAAUGUAGCAUUUCAGCUGUGGAGCCUUCUUCAUGUUCACAGAAUUCUAAGUGCAACAGAUGUUCAUUCUUAGCUACUUGAAAGUGCAGGGGUUUUUUUAGGACUGGCUGACCACACACACACACUUAUCAAUAGAGAAACGUACAUGAUUUGAAAUAUACUUUUAACCUGCAGACAGCACAGAUGUCUGUUUGAUAUUAUUUGCAUAAAACUAAUAAUGUGCAUUAAGCACACUGACUCAGAUGUUGACAUUUCAGAAGCCAUCAAUUUAUCCACUAGGAAAAGCAUUCUGGAUGUUUUUAAAAGCAAUCCAACUUUCAAAUAUAAGAUUUAUUGGGGAAAGCUAGAAAGGGUAGUUACCACACACAGACCAUCUCAUAACGUGGAUAAGUUAUUUAUUUUUCUAAAUUAUCUGAACUAAUGUUUCCAAAACUAAAAGACCACACACCACACAACCGUGUUAAACCAUUUAAACUGGGGUUGAAUUCCUUACAGUAAUUUCACAUUUCAGUUCAGUACAGAAGGGCAAAAAAAA